CUCACCACUAGACCAUAUUCCUAUACCUCGGAGGAUAAGCAGAAUGGAUGUGCAUGGAUGAGAGACAACGACAUAUGAAUGGUGAACCCAGGAUGAACAGCCAUCGGCCAUUGCCAUGCACCUUCCUCCCCAACCCCUCCACUCCUCAACUGACAUGUAUGUCUGCCUCUUCCUCUUCUUCCUCCUCCCACCCUCCAUCUCCGCAUUCAUCUCUUCUCAGUCCCUAACUCACCACCACAGCUAUUCUUUACCCCUUCAAACAAAAUGCCCCCCUACAUCGUACUCAAAUCCCUCACCUGCCUCCUCCGCCUCUACGCCAAACACGCCUACCCGAUCCCCCCUCCUCAUCCCACCCGCAUCCUCUCCCUCCCCGCGCGCACCUCGAACCGCUCAAUCCCCGUCCAUCUCUACGCUUCCUCGACCUCAUCCACGUCCGCCACCCCGUCCCCAGUUCUCCUCAACGUCAGCGGCAGCGGCUUCAUCCUUCCCUCGCAUGGCAUCGACGAACCUUUUAUCACCAACAUCACAACCCACACUCGCUACACCGUCCUGGACAUCAACUAUCGGCUCGCCCCCGAACAUCCUUUCCCCGCCGCCCUCGAGGACAUCGUCGACGUGCUAGGAUACGUUCACUCCCACCCGGAACAAUUCGAUCAGACCAAGAUUGCCAUCUGCGGGUUCAGUGCGGGAGGGAACUUGGCUGCGUCGGUGGCGGCACAUUCUCCGGGCACGAGGAUUGGGACCCUCGUGGCGUUUUAUCCGGUCGUGGAUGGGACGAUUUCGGAUAAGGAGAAGGGAAGAAGGAUGGGUAGAGACGGGGACAGAAAGAUGAAGAAGGGGAUAGGGGGUGUGUUGCCGGCAUGGUUAAUGGGGUUUUAUCGGACGUGUUAUUUGAGGAGCGGAGUGCCUGGCCGCAAACCGGGGGAAAAGCUGGAGGAGGAUGACAGAGUCUCGCCGGGAUGGGCGGGGGCGAGGUUGGCUGGGUUUCCGGAACGAUGUCUGUUUGUUACGUGUGAGUGGGAUUCGUUGGCGAGGGAGACGGAGGACUUGGGCCGGCGGUUGAUGGCACCACCGGGACGGAAAGUGCGGAUGAUCAGGGUGCAGGGGUGUGGGCAUGCGUGGGACAAGAUCGCCAAGAAGGGGACCAAGGAAUGGGACGAGAGGGAAAGGGCGUAUCAGGCGGUGGUGGACUUGUUGAAGGAUGAUUGAGGAUGAGGAGUGGAAUGGUAUCAUGGUAUCAUGCAUUAAUGGAUUAUGGAGGCGUCUAGGCCAGCUCCGGCCAGUACUUCUUCACAAGCGUCUUCUUGUUCACCUUGCCCAUCGCGUUGCGCUCAAUGGCAUCCACCAGCUUCAGCACCGUCGGGAUCUUGUACGGCGCCAUCUCCUGCUUGAGCUCCGUGCGCAGACUCGCCAGCUCCAACGGCUCGGUC
Aspergillus ibericus CBS 121593 is the source of this 1430-nucleotide messenger RNA. Its product is annotated as alpha/beta-hydrolase. Gene Ontology annotation, molecular function: hydrolase activity. The transcript has a single exon. Lineage: Eukaryota; Fungi; Ascomycota; Eurotiomycetes; Eurotiales; Aspergillaceae. The record is from RefSeq and is a predicted model, not a curated record. The coding region runs from base 265 to 1209 and encodes 314 amino acids.